Messenger RNA from Equus quagga, 984 nucleotides. It is a transcript of the gene CLVS2, whose product is annotated as clavesin 2. Lineage: Eukaryota; Metazoa; Chordata; Mammalia; Perissodactyla; Equidae. Gene Ontology annotation, cellular component: membrane. The record is from RefSeq and is a predicted model, not a curated record. The coding region runs from base 1 to 984 and encodes 327 amino acids. The transcript is spliced from 5 exons. Gene Ontology annotation, molecular function: phosphatidylinositol bisphosphate binding.
AUGACUCAUUUACAAGCUGGUCUCUCUCCUGAGACUCUGGAGAAAGCUCGCCUGGAGCUCAACGAGAACCCGGACACACUGCACCAGGACAUCCAGGAAGUGAGGGAUAUGGUCAUCACCAGGCCGGACAUUGGAUUUCUGCGCACGGAUGAUGCCUUCAUCUUACGCUUCUUGCGGGCCAGGAAGUUUCAUCACUUUGAGGCCUUCCGCCUUCUGGCCCAAUACUUUGAGUACCGGCAGCAGAACCUGGAUAUGUUCAAAAGCUUCAAGGCCACUGACCCUGGCAUCAAGCAGGCACUGAAGGAUGGCUUCCCAGGGGGCCUGGCCAACCUGGACCACUAUGGCAGGAAGAUUCUAGUCCUCUUCGCUGCCAACUGGGAUCAGAGCAGGUACACACUGGUGGAUAUUUUGCGUGCCAUCUUACUUUCUUUAGAAGCCAUGAUUGAAGAUCCCGAGCUUCAAGUGAACGGAUUUGUUUUGAUCAUAGACUGGAGUAACUUCACCUUCAAGCAAGCUUCUAAACUUACCCCAAGCAUGCUACGAUUGGCUAUUGAAGGCCUCCAGGAUAGUUUCCCAGCGCGGUUCGGAGGAAUUCAUUUUGUCAAUCAACCGUGGUACAUCCAUGCCCUCUACACCGUGAUCCGGCCUUUCCUGAAGGAGAAGACUCGGAAAAGGAUAUUUUUGCAUGGUAACAACCUGAACAGUCUACACCAACUAAUUCAUCCUGAGAUCCUGCCCUCUGAGUUUGGAGGAAUGCUGCCCCCUUAUGACAUGGGAACAUGGGCAAGAACACUGCUGGACCACGAGUAUGAUGAUGACAGUGAAUACAACGUGGACUCCUACAGCAUGCCUGUGAAGGAAGUGGAAAAGGAGCUCUCCCCCAAGUCCAUGAAGAGAUCCCAAUCAGUAGUGGAUCCUACAGUACUAAAACGCAUGGAUAAAAAUGAGGAAGAAAACAUGCAACCUUUGCUCUCUCUGGACUGA